Penicillium antarcticum is the source of this 1683-nucleotide messenger RNA. Its product is annotated as multicopper oxidase. The record is from RefSeq and is a predicted model, not a curated record. Gene Ontology annotation, molecular function: oxidoreductase activity; copper ion binding. NCBI's taxonomy places the organism in Eukaryota, Fungi, Ascomycota, Eurotiomycetes, Eurotiales, Aspergillaceae. The transcript is spliced from 5 exons. Bases 1 to 1683 code for a protein of 560 amino acids.
AUGCGUUUUUUAUUCCUUUUCGUCUCGUCGCUCAUUUCACUUUCCACCGCGUUCAGUGUCUCGGUGCCCUCAAAACAUACACGCGAAACAGGUUUGUUAAACAGCCCCAACAAUCGCAAAUACUGGGGUAAUGGAUUCGAUAUCACCACGAACUAUUAUGAGAAGGUCCCCAACACCGGUGUGACUCGCGAAUAUUGGUUCAAUAUCGAGAACACAACCGCUGCCCCCGAUGGUGUCGAGAUUCCCGUACAGCUCAUCAAUGGGUCCCUGCCCGGCCCAACCAUCAUUGCAGACUGGGGUGACGAAGUUGUCGUCCAUGUGACAAACUCUCUCCAGGCCAACGGAACGAGUCUCCACUUCCAUGGCAUUCGCCAGAACUGGACAAGCCACAUGGAUGGUGUUGCGAGUAUCACCCAGUGCCCUGUGGCCCCCGGUGACUCUUACACUUAUAAAUGGCGUGCGACCGAAUAUGGUACUGGCUGGUAUCACUCCCACUUCUAUGUCCAGGCCUGGAAUGGUGUCUUCGGGGGAAUCCAGAUCAAUGGACCUGCCACCGCUAACUACGAUGUCGAUCUUGGCCAUAUUUUCUUAAAUGACUGGUAUCAUACCACAGCCGACCGACUGGUUCUCCAAGCCGCUACGGGCGGCCCGCCAACCGCCCCCAAUGGGCUAAUAAACGGUACAAACACCUGGAACGACGAAGGAUCGCGAUUCAAGACAGUCUUCGAAGCCGGUAAACGGUACAGACUUCGCCUGGUCAAUGCCGCUGCAGACCAGCACUUCCGGUUUAUGAUCGACAAUCAUACCAUGGAGGUGAUCGCCAACGAUUUCGUUCCAAUCCAUCCUUUCAACGCAACACAAUUGAGUAUGGGAAUGGGUCAGCGCUAUGAUGUGAUCGUAAGUGGAAAGCAACUUCAAUCAGGCAACUUUUGGAUGCGCGCUAUUCCACAGUCUGCAUGCUCGGAGACCGACGCCACCGAUAAGGUGAAGGGUAUCAUUCGCUAUGACAACUCAUCCACUGCGGACCCCACUACAUCUGCCUAUAGUUAUACCGACUCCUGCGCCGACGAAAAUCCCUCAAACCUCGUUCCUUAUUUGAAAGUCGACGCCUCCGAAACAUACACGUACAAGACGGGGGAGAAUGUGGAAGUGCAGGUCACCGAUAACGCCAUGCUUUGGCUCAUGAACGGUACCUCUUUGCAUACGCAGUGGGAGUAUCCGACUCUGCUUCAAGUGGCUCAGGGCAAUGAUACUUGGCUAUCACGUCAGCGCUUGAUUGAACUACCCGCCGCUCACAAGUGGGUUUACUUCGUCAUUCAUAGUCCCUUCGCUCAAGACCAUCCCAUGCAUCUUCAUGGACACGACUUCUGGCUUCUGCAGGCUGGUUAUGGUAAUUUUGAUAGCAGCAUGGUUGACAGUUUGACCUUGGUCAAUGCCCCGCGUCGUGAUGUUGUUAUGCUACCGGCAAGUGGGUAUAUUGUUAUUGCUUUGAAGACGAACAACCCCGGGGUUUGGCUCAUGCAUUGCCACAUUGCUUGGCACACCUCCGAAGGCUUCGCGGUGCAGCUUCUCGAACGUGAAUCGGAAAUUGGAUACGAUAUGGCAUCGCUGAAUUCGACUUGUAAGGCUUGGGACAAAUAUGUGCAUGCGGAUGAUGUAAGUCAGUAUGAUUCUGGCGUUUGA